GCUACAAAAGAACAAGUUGAUAGUUUACGGGUGAAAGACUAUUCUUCUCCAGAGCACAAGCCGUUGAUGCCAGUGAAGGACCACUCUGUUCAGAACAACCCUGAUGCUACAAAAGAGACCAAUUUUAAGUCAUUGCUGGAACAACUUGAGAGUUUACGGGUGAAAGACGAUUCUUCUCCAGGUAACGUGGGCCAGUUGACAAAAGGAUAUUCCUCAAAAAAUUCUAAAGAGCCCUCGGAGCUUGUAGAGCCCCUGAUUUCUGUUCCAGAGCACAAGCCUUUGAUGCCAGUGAAGGACCACCCUGUUCAGGACAUCCCCAAUGUUGCUAAAUGGACCAAAAUGGUGCAAGUGGACCAGAUGCUGGAACAAUUUCAGAGGAUGAAAGAUGAUACUUUCCCAGGUAAAGCUAAAGUCCCACAGAUGAUUGUGGAGAAACGUAUUCCUUAUCUACAGGCUUACAAGCAAAAAGCAUUGCAAGGUGACAACAACGUCUUCAAAGAAAAUCUUCAGGCUCCAGCUCCAAAAGCUCAGAAGAGCACCCUGAAGAUCAAACCCAGAGUCAACAUAUUGACUGACCCUUCUUACUCCGAGCCACUUGUGAAGGUGAACCUGAUUUGGGGGCUCGUUUUCUAUGGCUUCAUCGUAAUAGCGGUUCUCUAUGAUGCUGUGAGAAUCUCCAAGGAGGCUAGAAGGCGAUCUGGUGCUAUUGCCACUGCCAGGUUGAAGAAAAGGGAACCAGCCACCGCUGAACCACAGACACUGGCAUCCAGAGUUCGGGAGAGCAUCUCUUCACGGUUUGGUUUGAAACAAGCAUCAUCCACACCACAGUGUGCCCCCAUUUCUGACGAUUCUGCAAAAGAGUUGCAGAAGUCAAAGGAGUUCAUCUCCACUAAGGACAAAUCUGAGUCGGAAAAGAGACCUGGAAAGAGUGCUGUCAGCCUGAGAGAGUGUGAGCCGCCUCUGCCUAGCAUCCCAGAUAACUUCCUUGUGCCUGACUCUGAGCCUGCCAUCCAGGUGGCAUUGAACCCAUUCGACACCAAGCUAGCCAAAGUUGUAUCUGACAAUGCUGAGGCAUCCAACUACGAGGCAACCGAGAAGCCCUGCUACACACAGUCUGGGCUCACUGAGGUUUGCGUCAAUUAAGACUGAGGACUACUUCUUAAACCAAGUGAUAUUGAAUAAAAGCUGCAGAUAUUAUAUCUCCAAAUGAGA
Coregonus clupeaformis (lake whitefish) is the source of this 1212-nucleotide messenger RNA. RefSeq lists its product as uncharacterized. Bases 67 to 1143 code for a protein of 358 amino acids. The transcript has 2 exons. The record is from RefSeq and is a predicted model, not a curated record. NCBI's taxonomy places the organism in Eukaryota, Metazoa, Chordata, Actinopteri, Salmoniformes, Salmonidae.